This is a messenger RNA of Ipomoea triloba (trilobed morning glory), 3321 nucleotides long. RefSeq names its product probable leucine-rich repeat receptor-like serine/threonine-protein kinase At3g14840. The record is from RefSeq and is a predicted model, not a curated record. NCBI's taxonomy places the organism in Eukaryota, Viridiplantae, Streptophyta, Magnoliopsida, Solanales, Convolvulaceae. Bases 37 to 3108 code for a protein of 1023 amino acids. Gene Ontology annotation, biological process: protein phosphorylation. The transcript has 24 exons. Gene Ontology annotation, molecular function: protein binding; ATP binding; protein kinase activity.
UGCACAAGCUGAUUGAUAAAUGAUAAGAGAGAGGAAAUGAAGAAAGAAAUGGAAACUCAUCGGAAAUCAUUUUUAAUUUCCAUCUCAUCAAGUUCGCAUUAUUUCUGGCCGCCGGAAAUGUCUGUCUCAAACUUCUUCGUCUUCUUCAUGUGCUUCUCUGCUAUAGCGUCCGCCUCCUCCGCCGCCGCCGCCCCUCUCUUGGCUACUGAUGAAGUGGAUGCUUUGCAGCAGAUUGCCAAAACUUUGGGGAAAACGGACUGGGAUUUCAAUGUGGAUCCAUGCAGCGGGCACCCCAGUUGGGUUAGUCCAAACCCCACCAAAGAAAAAAUGAUUGUAGUUACCUGCGAUUGCUCCUAUGCAGAUAAUACUACCUGCCAUGUCACUAGCAUAGUUCUGAAACAACAGGAUCUAGGUGGAACACUUCCAGCAGAGUUGGUUAAACUCCCUUUCCUUCAAGAAAUCGAUCUCAGUCGCAACUACCUUGGCGGCACAAUCCCUCCUGAAUGGGGUUCCAUGAAACUUGUCAAUAUCUCCCUCCUAGGGAAUCGCAUUACGGGUCAAAUACCAAAAGAGCUUGGCAACAUCAGCACUCUUGCCAAUAUGACACUCGAGUGCAAUCAGCUAUCUGGAACUGUUCCUGCGGAGCUAGGGAAUCUGACUCUCAUUAAUAAACUACAUCUACCAUCGAACAAUCUUAGUGGAGAGUUACCCAAGGAACUAGCAAAGCUGUCAGCUUUGAAGGACUUUCGCAUUGGUGAUAACUACUUCAGCGGAAGUAUACCAGAUUUCAUAGAGGAAUGGACUGAUAUGGAAAAAUUAGUUAUUCAGGGUAGUGGAUUGAGUGGGCCAAUCCCUGCUGGGAUUUCUUCCUUGACAAAAUUGAUUGACUUGAGAAUUACUGAUUUGAAUGGUACGGAUUCAAAAUUUCCAGACCUUAGCAAUGCCACAAACCUCAAAACACUGAUACUAAGGAGUUGCAAUAUUGUUGACCAGUUACCGCCAUAUAUUGGGUCACUGAAAAACUUAAAUGUCUUAGACCUCAGUUUUAACAAGCUAAGUGGACAAGUACCUCACAUCAUUGGAAGCUCAAAAGAUAUAAAAUUCAUUUAUCUGACUGGGAACUUGCUCACUGGAGUUGUGCCUGAUUGGAUAACUAAGUCCCUUGAUCUUUCCUAUAACAAUUACACAAAUACACCCAAAAGUUUAGGAAGCUCAAAUUGCCAACAGAACAAUAUAAAUAUGUUUGCGAGCUCUUAUAAUGGAAAUAGAUCGGGCAUUGUUUCGUGCUUGAAGAAGGAAUGCGCACAGAAAUGGUAUGCUAUCCAUAUUAAUUGUGGUGGACAAGAAGUAAAAAGUGAUAAUGGUACAACAUAUGAAGCUGAUCCCUCAGAUGCGACUUCAGUAUUUGUCAGUAGUCAGAGCAAUUGGGCACUUAGCAGCACAGGCCACUUACUCGAUAAUAAUAAAUAUAUUAACACUUAUCGUUGGUCUAACAGUUCAAGAAUUUCUUCCACCAGUUCCCAGCUUUACACUGAUGCACGGAGUUCCCCCCUGUCAUUGACAUACUAUGGAUUCUGCUUGGGGAAUGGGAACUACACCGUAAACCUUCACUUUGCAGAGAUUAUGUUUACAGAUAACAGAUCAUAUAGUAGCCUUGGGAGCCGCAUCUUUGAUAUUUACAUUCAGGGAAAGCUAGUGGCAAAGGAUUUCAAUAUAGAAAGUGAAGCAGGUGGGGUUAACAAGGCAGUCAUAAAACCAUUCACUGCAGUUGUAAAUGAGACGACUUUAGAAAUCCGUUUAUAUUGGGCUGGAAAAGGAACAACGGUUAUCCCCUUCAAGGGAGUAUAUGGCCCUCUUAUUUCAGCUAUUUCUGUGGUCUCUGAUUUUCAGCCCCCAAUCCCCCCUUCAGAAGGCUUAUCCGCAGGUGCCAUUGUGGGGAUUGUGCUUGCUGUUCUGUCCACCAUUUUAAUUGCUCUGGGCUUACUUUGGUGGAAAGGAUGUCUGCAAAAUAAGAAUGGAAUGGAGCAAGAUCUGAAGGGUAUAGCUGUUUCCUAUACGCUGAGGCAAAUUAAAGCUGCCACAAAGAAUUUUGAUGCUUCUAAUAAGAUUGGGGAAGGUGGUUUUGGUCCUGUAUACAAGGGUCGUCUAUCAGAUGGCACAGACAUUGCAGUUAAGCAACUCUCCUCCAAAUCAAAGCAGGGGAACCGCGAAUUUAUUAAUGAAAUAGGGAUGAUAUCUGCACUUCAGCAUCCUAACCUUGUAAAGCUUUAUGGGUGUUGUAUUGAGGGGAACCAAUUAUUGCUUGUCUAUGAGUACAUGGAAAACAACAGCCUUGCCCGUGCACUAUUUGGCCCAGUGGAACAGCAGUUGAAAUUGGAUUGGACAACGAGAUAUAGAAUCUGUAUUUGUAUAGCAAAAGGUUUAGCUUAUCUCCAUGAAGAAUCUAGAUUGAAGAUUGUACAUAGAGACAUCAAGGCUACUAAUGUACUUCUUGAUAAGGAUCUUAAUCCCAAAAUAUCAGACUUUGGUUUGGCCAAACUAGAUGAAGAGGAGAAUACACACAUAAGCACGCGUAUUGCUGGGACAUUUGGGUAUAUGGCGCCAGAAUAUGCAAUGCAUGGCUACUUAACUGAUAAGGCCGAUGUAUACAGCUAUGGUGUUGUUGUUUUGGAAAUUGUCAGUGGAAGAAGUACUGGAAGUAUCAAGCCAAAGGAGCAGUGCUUUAAUCUUCUUGACUGGGCUAACGCCUUGAAGGAGCAAGGAAAUAUAAUGGGGCUAGUUGAUUCAAGACUUGGAACUGACUUCAAUAAGGAAGAGGCUUUGGUGGCGAUUAACAUAGCUUUCCUGUGCACAAAUGUUGUAUCGGCAUCGAGACCAACCAUGUCAGCAGUGGUUAGCAUGCUCGAAAGCAGAUCAAGUCUCGAAGAGUUUGAGUUAAGCACUGAUGUUACUCCUGACAAAAUAGUGAAGAGUAAAGAAGAAGAUAAAUUGAUUGAUGUCCCUGAUAGGAGUGUAUCAAUGGACGUGCCGUGGACUGCUUCUUCAACAUCAACUAGUGAUUUAUACCCCAUAGUUGCAGACAGUUCUUACUGGGAAAAAAGAGAAUGAAGAAGAUGCAUUUAUAUCUGCAAUAUUUAUCUGAAUACUCUUAAACCUUUUGGAAUAUUCAGAGAGUAAUAUGAAGUAUAGUGAUGUAUAAAAGAUGUUUGAGACUGUGAUACAUCAAAUCCACAUAGGAUAAACAAAAUGCAAGUUUGUAUAGAGUUUAAACUAAAUAUUGAUCAUAUUUGAAUUGAAAGUUGAUCUAGUAUUGUGUAUGCA